Molecule: messenger RNA, 1416 nt
Organism: Penicillium atrosanguineum
Lineage: Eukaryota; Fungi; Ascomycota; Eurotiomycetes; Eurotiales; Aspergillaceae
Gene: csn12
Product: protein csn12
Exons: 5
Coding region: 1-1416 (471 amino acids)
Biological process (GO): transcription elongation by RNA polymerase II; poly(A)+ mRNA export from nucleus; post-transcriptional tethering of RNA polymerase II gene DNA at nuclear periphery
Cellular component (GO): transcription export complex 2
Molecular function (GO): double-stranded DNA binding; RNA binding
Source: RefSeq, a predicted model, not a curated record
AUGAGCACUCUUGCAGGCGAGUUCAAGAGCGCCUACUCUGCUGGCUCCGGCGACGCUCUUGCAGCAGUAUUCACACCGAUCGGAACCCAAAACAAACCCUACCGGUUACAAUCGUUCUACGACUUUACAAAUGCUGCAUCCCUACAGAAAGACCUGUCCUUUGCGCUCUUUCACGGCAAGAGUCUGAAAGUACCCCGAGCCGAACAAACCGCGUGGGUCGACAUCUUUGCCGCAUACUGGGAAGCAGUUGGGGAGCUGCUGAAGUACGAGCAAGACUGGCCUGGUGCGAGCCUUGUUGCAAUCUUCACUGCAUGGAAGAAGGUUGCCAAUGCGCUGAUUCGGGGUUAUUCUUCAUCCGCCGGUAUCCCCGCCUGGACUUUGCCUUGCCUGUACACGGUGGGCAAGUACUUGCGCACCUUUGCGAUCAAUGCCGAUAUCAAAGCAGCUCCACAGGGAGCUUCAAGCUUCGGGUUCCAAGAUGAUGUUGCUGCUGAUAUUGAGAAAAAUGCGCACCUGGAGGAGGCUGCUCGCAUCAUUAAUCGAAUGUUUACUUUAUGUCUCAGUGAUCGGGCACCAAUGGAGGAAUCGCGUAAGUGGGGAAUUUAUCAAACGACGAAUUUGAUCUUCAAGACUUACUUCAGGAUCAACUCGGUCGGCCUCACUAAAAACCUUCUUCGCGCAAUUAAUGCCCAGUCAGCCGAUUUGCCUCCGCUGGAAGCAUUUCCCAAGUCCCAUAUCGUCACCUUUGAAUACUAUGUUGGAGUUAUCCACUUUUUGGAUGAGAACUAUGCAGAGGUUCGUGAAGAUGCAUUCUUUAGGGUUAUCGGUCUAACUCAAUUAAUGCAGGCCGAGAAACAUCUAGCAACUGCUUGGAGCAUGUGUCACCGAGGAGCAUCCAAGAAUCGAGAGUUGAUUCUGACAUACUUAAUCCCAUGUCAUUUGGUUACAACACAUACCCUCCCUAGUGACCAACUCCUCGCUCCGUUCCCACGCCUGGAGAAGCUCUUCCGUCCUCUGUCCAACUGUAUUCGGAAAGGGGAUCUGGUCGGAUUCGACAAAGCCAUGUCUGCCGGCGAAGAAGAGUUCGUCAAGAGACGUAUCUACUUGCCGCUGGAGCGUGGGCGCGAUAUUGCAUUGCGUAACCUGUUCCGAAAAGUGUUUAUUGUAGGAGGGUUCGAAGAGGCUAAGGAGGGACAGACUUCCCUUCGACGAACCCGUGUCCCCGUGGUGGAAUUUGCGGCUGCCUUGAGAAUUGGUACUCACGCUACCGGCCGGACACGGAUUGAUAUGGAUGAGGUGGAGUGCCUUUUAUCUAACCUUAUCUAUAAGGGACUGAUGAAAGGUUACAUUGCGCGCGAGCGAGGCAUUGUCGUUUUGAGCAAGAACAACUCUGCUUUCCCAGGAACUGGCGUCUAA